AUGGUCAUUCGAGGCCUUAAUUGGACUGUGUGUAAAGAGGAUGAGGAAUUUGCCAGGCGUAUGGGUCGGAGGAGAGAAAGGGCAUCGGGAGAGUCAGCUGAUUCUCCCAAUCAUGGCAAGUUGAAACAUCGAUCCAUAUCAGAGUGCAGUUCUGAAAGUGGUUCAGGAGAGAACCAAGGGAGUAAUGUGUUGCGUUUCCCCCUUGGUGGAAAGCAAGAGUGCCUUGUCAUUGUAGGGAAGUGCAUUUGGGAACGGAAAAAUCAAGGAUGCUACUUAUUUGAAGCUCGUGAUAAAAUAACCUCUGAGAGAAGUGUUAUUUACGAAUGGUGUAUCAACUCAAAACGAACAGGAAGGAAGGGAAAUCAUGUGAAGAUUGGUCAGGAGAACCAAGUGGAGGAAUUAGUCAGCAAAUUUUCAGCCCAGGAGAAAGAGAUGAGCUCCCUGCUACGGCUGUCACAUGACAAUCUCGUCGGGUACUUGGGGAUGAAGUUAAACUGCAGGGAGAAAGAUGGUGUGGACGUUUACAUCCUCCAGGAAUAUGUUCAGGGGAUGUCUAUGAAAUACUACAUCCACCACCAGAUCCCCCUGAAUGAGGCUUCUCUGCGCCACGUCACAGAAGGAACCCUCAAAGCCCUUAACUACCUCCACCAGAACAAUGUUGUGCACAGAGACCUGAGAGAUUCAAGCAUAUACCUGGACAAUCGGUCCCACGUGGUGCGAGUUGCUGAUUAUGGUGUGGAGAGGAGAAUAGUGGAAGCAGUCCUGGAGUUUAAGAAUAUCCAGGCAAACCCCCUUGUACCCUCAGUCCCCUGGCCGAGGAGGGAAGAAGGGCGACAUCUACCGCUUGGGCCUCGUGAUCCUAUCUAUUCAUCAGGGCCGGAGGGUGCAAGAGAUUGUGCCAACGUUACCCGCCAGUCUGAGUGCUGACUUCAAGAAUUUCAUGCAGAAGUGUUUGGCGCUAAAUGAACAAGAACGGUGGACAGCGGAGAAGCUACUUACUCAUCCGUUUAUUCAGGUCCAAGAAAAAGAGGGAGACAUUAUUGACAAUAAAAGAGUAU
Molecule: messenger RNA, 1058 nt
Organism: Penaeus monodon (black tiger shrimp)
Lineage: Eukaryota; Metazoa; Arthropoda; Malacostraca; Decapoda; Penaeidae
Product: eIF-2-alpha kinase GCN2-like
Exons: 4
Coding region: 1-927 (308 amino acids)
Biological process (GO): protein phosphorylation
Molecular function (GO): protein kinase activity; ATP binding
Source: RefSeq, a predicted model, not a curated record